CCCCUUAUAAGUUGAGUGUCAAAGAAACAUUUCCCCAAAUGAAAAUGUUGUUUUUGUUCACCUUUGUUAAUAUUUACAUAAGUUGUAAUAUACACUCUCAUGGAACCUUCUCUUAGUGAAGCUCGCAGAGGAUACCGAACCAGUUACACAUUUCAAUUUUGAAGUGUAUUUUUUCCCUUUCAUUUUAUUCACCGUAUUCUCUUCCUCACCAACUCAACUAGAAGGAAAGAAAGUUUUUUUUUUCUUGCGCUGAAAGGAGGCUUGGAAAUGGCGUCAAGGGAACGAAAACCCAGAAAGAGGACGACGGGUACCACGCGCAUGGAUGCUGCCCUGGACGCAAUGCGUCAAUUUGGAUUUGGGACAAGACUGACUCGAGAAACGGUUGAAGAGCUUCUCGAUGUGUAUGGUGGAACUCAAGGAUGGCCCUUUAUUGAAGAGACCUCUUACAAGCUCUUAAUCGAGACCUUACUUAGCAAACAAGAAGUUGCUGCAGAAAAAGAUAAGGAUGGUGAAAGAGGAGAUGGUGUUAAUAAUGUGACACCAUGUGCUGGGAUUUCUGAUGUUGGUCCUUCAUGUGCUGGGAUUUCUGAUGUUGGUUCUUCUGGACUGGUGUCUGAAAUCACUGUAUUGCAUACUGGUAGUGAUGCUUUUGACUUAACUACUCAAUCCAGUGAUCAAGGAGAUGCAUUACUCGACAAUCUAGAAAUUGAUGUUGGGGAUCUGGCCUUGCAGGCUGCAGUAGGAGGACCUGAACAAGGCACGAACAAGUCAAAAAAUGAGCAAAAGUCUUCAGAUCAUGUCAAAGGAAUCAAUGACAAUAGCACCAUUGUGAACAAAGUUAAGAGCCCUUCUGACAAGGCUCUUAUGAUUCAAUCUUCAAAAGCAUUUAAUCCUCUUCCGAGUCACAAGCGUGAAGGUUACUAUGGAUGGAUUGGUAAUGGUGGUGAUGAGGAUAAAGAAUAUGUCCACUUUCCAAUUCCACCAUUAUCUGAACAAAUUGAAAAGAUGAUUGGGCAGUAUGAAGCUCCUCGAAGUGGCAGUAGUAGAAGGCGCAGGUGUAGAUGGGAUGAAAAACCAGAAUGCAAGUAAAUGAAUCUAUUGACCAUUGUUUUGCCAUUGCAAGUAGGCUAGGCUCAUACGUAUCCACUUGUUAUCCAUGAGACACUGAAGAUGUCUCAAUUGAUUUAUUUUUGUUACAUUGUCUAACAUUAACAUGAGAUCCUAAACAAAGGUGCAAUUAAAUUGUUCUCCCACUAAUAGUUAAAAUUUGCCAUGUU
This is a messenger RNA of Vigna unguiculata (cowpea), 1277 nucleotides long. RefSeq lists its product as uncharacterized. Lineage: Eukaryota; Viridiplantae; Streptophyta; Magnoliopsida; Fabales; Fabaceae. The record is from RefSeq and is a predicted model, not a curated record.